AUUCUAUAUAUGAACAUUCAGAGGCACCAGCGCAGAACCUGGGUUCUUUUACUAGAUUAUAGGGCAGGGGGGAGGGAGGUUAAAGUGUCAAUCGCUGAGGAGCAUCCUUUUGUCCGCUCCGCUCUGUGGUAAGCUCUGCUGUUUUCUCAUUAGCAUGACACUGAAACAAGCGCAGAUUUGUCAGCCAUUUGCUGCCAUGCAACUCCCAUUUGCAACGGUCAUCAGGGGUGCCUCACGUCAGCUGAAAGCUCUAUUGAAACAGACAAAUGUUUGCCAUGGUUGGGAUUUUCCCAUUUGGGGUUUCACAAAAGAAGGAAAACAGAUGCUGCUCCUUGAGGGGAGGGGAAAAGGGGGGGGCAUAGCAGUUUGGUUCCUUAUUUUCUGAUUCCCAUGAACCUCUUAGCUGCCCUGGCUUCAAAAUAAACUUUCUCUGCCGAGUGUAACAAUUUAUGUUUGCAAGUUUUCCUUAUUCAUAACAUUGACAAACAGUGCAAGCCUAGCCACGUCUGUGCAGAAGUAAGCCCUGUUGAAUUCAAUGGGGCUUACUCUCAGGGUAAGUGGGGUUAGGAUUGCAGUUUAAAAGUGUGUCUGAAGUUGCAGACUGUAAGCACACUAAACUGAUAGCAUUGCUCAGGAAACUGUGGAACAACCAGCCUCAUAUAACCAACAUGUUUAAGUCUAGUUAAGACAUGAAGGGGUUAAUACAAUAGAGUAAACUGUCCUGCCAGGCUUAGCUUACCUUGGGAUGAAAUGAGUAAUCAAGCCUAUUGUUCCCCUUCAGUCUACCUGAGAAGCUGAGUGUGUGAAGAGGUUUUGAGCUAGCUAGCAUGUCUCUCACAAGCCACUUUUGAGUUCCUCUACCGAUAAUUUAGCAACUUUCACCACUUGGUAACUAAACCAAGUUUUACUGUGCAACCUUUGGAGAAUUUGUAAGUAAACCACUUUUUAAUUUACCAAAUGUAUGGUCUUUUUCUUAUGCUGGGGGAAGAGGGAAACGUUUGGAACUUCACUGUGUUUGGUGCCUGCUAAAAACUUUUUUGUGUAGGCAAGCCUACCCAGACAUGAAAUUCAGCAUGUAUUUUAAAAUGCCAUUUUAAUUUAUUUAGUUUUUAAUUGCUGGUUUUAUUUUAUUAUUCUUUUGCUAAGUUUUCAUUAAAAUUUGUAAAUUUUGUAAAUUGUAACAGCUCAGUUCCGGGAUUCAAAAUGUAUUCCUGCACUCAGAACUGAUUAAUUCUCAAUUAAUUCUGAAAGUAUGUUUUUGACACCUGACUCCAGUUGGCAGACUGCGAAGUUCUAGUAACAAAGAAAGUAAACCUUGCAAGCCCAAAAUCUGCUUUAAAGUAUGGUUUAACAUUGUGUGCGAACCUGGCCACAGUAACAGGAACAGACUAUUUGUUGUUGCAGAAGAUGUUUAUGCAUAAAUAAUUCAGCACAAGAUAUGGCCAUAUGUACUGUUUUACAGGGAAAGUUCUCAGUGAAAAGGGUUCCCUAGACCAGAUCCAGUUAUUAGAGUUGUUAAAGUCUAAGAAUGGGAAGCAGUUGGUUUGAAGCUGUCUGUCGACAACUGGCAGCUGUACAGCAGACUGAGCAGUAAGGCAGGUCUGUUAUUAUGGGACUCAGCUAUACAGCUCCAAUUAAAACGUUUUAAGUGUGUUUUAAAUGCAAUAUACAAUGUUACACUAGAUGGCGAUGGUGAGCCUUAUGGAAAAUUCAAUGUAUUUUUUAAAAUGCCUCAGCAUUGCUGAAAGCCCAACUCCAUCAGGCAUCUCCUGCCCCCUCAGCUGUGCCAGAUGGUGCCUGAGUUUAAUCCCCCCCUUCCCUCCGUUUCUGUUCUUGUGUGCACGGGGACUUUUUAGAUGGUAAGCCACUCUGGGAGCCUUUUGAGGCUGAAGAGUAUGGUACAAAUGCUCUCAAUAAAUAAAUAUUAUUGCUAAAUUUGCAUCUGGACAUAGAAAUUAUCAUACAAAGGUUCUAUGCACAUCUUUGUCCUCAGCUGGUCCUCUUUGGGGGGGGUAAUUAAAUUCCCACUUUUUCAGCAAGGCAUAACUUUAAUAAGAUGUCCCUGAAUUAAAGACCUGUCAAUGCAUUUUAUGCAUUCAAGACUUCUGGAAACCAGUUUGCAAGGAGUUUGUGAACAUUCUACAUUGCUAAGCAAUUUCAUGCUUUCUAAGCGGAUUUGAUAGCUUUUGGAGGGGCAUAAUUUUCCGGUAUUUUUGUUUGUGGAAAUAUUGAUGGCAGUGGAAAAAUAAGAUUAGUGGUAUGCCUUCAGUUCACUCUGUUUCAUUCUUUAUAUUUUUGAGCUCCCACCCCCACCUCAUAAUUCAGCGGUGUGGAUUCUCUGGCCCACAUGCCAAAUUCGGCUGGACAGGAGUCCUAAUUUAGACCACCACGAGACUGUUUUCCCCAAGCCAUUUCCAUUUUAUAUCCCACCAGGUAAUGUAGGUAAAGACACAGUUGUCAAGGAAGAACUGGUCACCUUAAAAUGCACUCUUAGUUGUUCCUCGGCAAGCAGGGCUCAUAUUCAGUGCCUAUUAAAGUUGGCGUCCAAUAUAAGACCUGCUGGGCUUGAUCCCAAGUAGAGCCAAUCCCUGCUGAAAAUGGGGCUUGACGUCAGCAGCUGAUUGGUGGUGACUUCAAGGCCUGCUGGGAUUUGACUGGCCUGGAGUUUCUGGUUGGGUCAUCAGUGACCGGCUGAUCAGUCGUGAUACCAAGCACUGCUUGGAUCAGCUUGAAUCUUCCUUUGCAAUGAGCUUGAAGUCAAGAUACACUGCAGAGGUAAAACAGGUCACCUGAUGCAUGUUUUAACUGGUCACAUUUAUUUUUUCCCAUGUUCGAAGCUAUAGAUUCUAAAUUGCUAAUAAUGUCACACACUAACAGCAAUGUGUGACUUAUCUGUGAGUUGAGAAGAAACGGCUUCAGUGCUGGCAACUAAGCCUGGUGAUUGGCUGCCAACUCCCUCCUAACUCCUUCGGUUGUGAGCUGCCCUGUCAGAUGGAGAGAGAAAGGUGCUAAAAUGUGUGACUAAGAACUGCUCGUCCCACCUCACCUCAAGCUUCCUGUUCCAUUUUCCCUUGUUGCAUGCCACAUCUAGAGCCGUCACUGUAGAGCUGGGUAAGGAACCUUUUUCUGCCAGAGGCCCGCAUUCCAUCCCAGGUGAACUCUCAAGGGCCACAUGCCAGGGGUAAGCAGGGCCAGAGGCGAAAGUGUGCAGAGCAACAAGCGUAAAUUUUACCUUUGUAUAGUAGGCUAGUUCCUACACAGACACUCCUCUCUACAGUCCACCCAGACAAGCCAAAGGCAUUAUCAGAGUUCAAGGACACAUGCCAGCCCAGCAGAAACACACACAAAAGUUGUGAAGCAGAGCCAAGGAGAGACAUGGCCUGUGGUGAGUUCCAAGGGCCUGCUGGAGAGCGCUGAAGGGCUCCAUUUGACCCCUGGCCUGAGAUUUCCCACCCCUGCUGUAGACACUAGUGACUAGAGCCUUCUUUAAGUUUUAUCAUGAUAGUCAAUCAUGAUAAAACUUAAAGAAGGGAACAGGGAACAGGGAAGGUGGAAUAAUUUAGAGUGGUUUCCACUGCAGUGAAAACAGUCUGAAAAUGAGUUACGCCAGGCUCUCCAUUUAUAAUAUGAUCCUGAGGGGGUUUUGUUUGGCAACCCCACAAAAUGCAGUGUCAAUCCCUCCUUAGUAAAUGUGCUUAAGGACUGCAGCCUUGGUUCCUCUUGGCCUGCCAGGAUCUGCUCCCAUGAGGCAUGAAACCCGUUUUGGCAGCACCUGCUGUUUCACAGAGAGCGUGAACUCACUCCGCCAGCUGUAAUAAACCCCAUUGUUCCUUCCAAAGGCAGCUUCCCCACUAGUGACUAUUUUUCCUCCUCCACCUGGCGCUGCCUGCCUGCCACCAUUUCUUGUUGAGGGGGUAUUGCAGCUGGUCUCCUGGCUUUGUGGAGUUGUGUGGUGUUUUGUGAGGCUGCAUAAGGGCCAAGGCUUAAUUUAACUCUCCCUUUUUAACCUGGGAUGUUGGCUGCUCCAGAGAAGGGUUAGUCAUGUAUAACCCUAGGUAUCCAAAUCUGUGAUGCUUCCCUCUGAAGAUGGUGCUGGCCUUGUGGAGGAAAAGCAGCAUUCUGGGAAAUGCAUGUACUUAACCAUUUCGUCCAUUGCUUUUUUAAUGGAUAUUUCAUUUGAUUCCCCCCCCCCCCGCCAAGUACAAUACGUAUGCGAGUGUCAGCAAACUUAAUAGAAGUAUCUGAGGCACAAAUGUGCAUAACUAAUAGAUAACUUUCUGCUUUUUGACCCUCCUCCCUCAAUUUUUCUCCCCUUAUGCUCUAUCCAACUCCAUUGUAAAGGCUCAGACCCUGACCUACUUGCCUUGAUUUGGAACUUUUUAAAAAGACGUGGUUUAUUAAUUUGAGGUCAGAUUUGACAUCUUAAGAGUUGAGCACGCAGUGAAAGAAAGGUCUCCAAGAAGGAUUCUUGUGCCUAAAACUGCCGAAUGCCCUUUAAAAGGCCUCGAGCCAGCCUACACAACACCACUUCUUUUUCUUCACACAUCCCACCUGAUUCCUGUCGUAAGGUGGAACGUUCACCUGUGAGGCACUUCAUCUGUUCCAUUGCCUUUCCGUCUGUGACAAUACUGGGGGGUAUUUUUAUUCAAGAAGGAAAAAACAAAACACCCAAACACACAGCCAGACUGCAGCUGCCCUAAAAGGAAAGAGGAAGCCAAGGGGACUGGCGAGCAUCUGCCGGGGAGUUCUGACUUCUGCCUUUGAGCCGUGAUGCUCCUUCCUGUGCCUCUUACGUUUGUGACUUUCCACCUGCCCCCCUUUCCACCACAACUCAUUUUGCAUGCAGCACACGUGGUACGGAAGGGCUCUGUGUGUGUCUCUGCAUCUCUCUCUGGCAAAUUAGUCUGAGGAGGAGGAGAGCGUCAUGCUGGUUCCCUUUCUGUCUGCAGUUCACUCGAGUUGAAAGAACUCUGUCCAGAUACCAUUCUCUGGUGAGCCUAGAAGAUGAAUGUCUGUUAAAAGUUCACUGUAAGUAGCUCGCUGGGAUUUUUGUUAAGAGAAAUGUUUAGGGCAAGGCACCCACUGCCCAACUUAACUGUACCUCUUAACUGUACAGCUGAUGGGGGCUUUUUGAUGUUUAGCAUUGCACAUGAAACUUAGCACCAAUAUCAAGCAGGUUAGGGGUGUUCUUACAUUGACAGGUGUAAUCCAUCUGGUUACAACUGUCUGCAUCCACAUAGCUUACUACUAUAGAUUAUCUUUUCACAUUGCCACAUAUUUUACAGCAUGCUGUACAUAGUGCUUGAAUGGAGUGGAAUCAAGAGUUGUUUUCACUAGUGUAAUGAUGCUUUUAUGUCAGGUUGUCGAGAGAAUAUUUGUAUGUGGGAGCACCUUUUAGUUCACAACUGAUGCUUGAGACUAAUCAAAGCCUUUUCAGAGGAUUGAAGGCAGUUUGAGAGAGAGCUUACCACUUGUGGUGUGCACACUCAGUCCACUUUUCACUUGGGUAAAAUAGACUUUGCGGAUUUUGUACUGUGUCAAACACUCUCAGAAACCAGAGGUGACAAGGAGAGAAAACUAAUGUGUGUGCAUGUCACAGGAAGAGAAGCCUCUCUCUCAAAUCACUUUCAGCUCACUGUUGUUGUUUGUAUUGAGUUUGAGUUUGCAGAAGAGGGGAAUAAAAUAUUGUUAAUAUUUGCCUCCUCAUUCUAAACAGGCAAACAAAAGGACUCAAAGGAGCAAACAUUGUUAAAGCUUCCUUAACCAAAAUCCUGAUGAAGGUGCUAAGCAGCUGCAAUACAGUGAGUCUUUAUUGCCCCUUCAACUAAUCUACUCUCUGAAGAUGUUAUUACGCAUAACUGAAUGGGAUUUUCACGAUAUCCUGCCUUUGUUUUGAUUUGCAGCCCAAAACCAUAAAUGCGAGUGAUAUGGAGACUUUGAUUGCAUGCCAGUCAGAGGUAAACACCAGCUUCAAAUUCUUUGCUGAGUCUUUACGUUACAGGCUACAAUCCUAAGCAUGCUUCGUAGGAAAUAUGCCCCAUUGAACUUAGUGGGACUUCUGAGCAAAGCUGCUCAGGAUUGUACUACACAGCUCUGCCACUAUGAAAUCGCAGUCAGUCAAGGUUUUGCUAUGCUUAAUUGAAGUCAGAACAGAAACACUGCUAUUGUUGCUAUUGCCAUUACUGUUGUCUUUUGAGAUACCCAGAGUUGCCAUGUAGCCCUUAGCUUGUGCCUUCAUGCUUAUUGCAUUAAAAUCGUGUUUGUCGAAAUUCAGUCAUGAGCCUUGAGUGCAGUCCACAGUCUGGUAACUUGCAAGCAGCUCUAUGUGGUCCGUUCUAGAGUCUGUUCUAGAGUGAAUUAGGAUGACAUGCUUAACUGAUAUGGAUGUACAUCCCACUGAAAUGAAAAAUAGCUCUUUUCAGAUGCUCUCGCCUGCUCUCCCAAUUACAGUUGUGUGAAGGGAGGAGCAGGGGCCCCAUUCACACAUUGGGUGUGAGGUCUGAGGCAAAGUUCCCGCCGUACGAUUGUGGGCUCACAAUAUGAAUUAGAACUCUGAUCACUACCAAGCCAAGUUCACGGUGCUUGUUUUUAUAUAUACAGCCUGAUAUGGCUAGGGACCAAGAUAUUUGAUGAAAUGCCUUAUCUCAUAUCUACAUUGCCUGGGCAUGAAGGUCAGGUGGGAAUGCCUUCCUGUUCCUGAUGGUGCCACGUCUGCCACAAAUCUGGUAUGUGGUUACUUGACAAAAGGCAUUCUCCACACACUCUGGAAACCCCUUUCGCUCUCAGAUAAGAUCAGUGGCGGCACUUCACAGCUUUCAAUAAAAAUUUCACCCAGGCUUGAUUUUUUGCUUUUGCUUGAUUUUUGUUUCCAUGGUUUUUUGCAUUUUGUCAUUAAAAUUUGUUCUUGUUCUAUGGGCUGAUGAUGCUUUUAUAGAUGGAUUAUUUAAUGGCUUGGGUUGGUGUAUUUUUAAUGCAAGUAUAUUGUAAACAAGUUUGAGUCUGUUGCUUGAUUCUGUUGCACAUCUUUUGAGGGGGGUACACCAGCUGCUAAGUUUUGAAAAUAAAAUAAAUACAUUUGUACAGCAGGUUCCCUGCUUCAGACCUUGUCCCUGUAAUGUCUGACUGGAAGGGUACAGGGCCAGCAAAGACCAGGCAGCAGCCACCAGGGCCCUGUUCUCCCAUUCCCACCCCCCAUGUAGUUGUAGUUGUAGGAGGAAAAAGACCUGAAAAGGACAUGAGACUUUGCUAAAGUAAAGAUGUUUUGAAUUGAGCUGUAAAGCUGAAGCCUGUAUGACCAUAAUACUGAAGCCUAAACAUAUUUCACUUUAAAGCCCCAUCAAUUUCAAUGAGACACUGUCCUAUGAUGUGCAGUUAGAGCCUUACUUGGGUCUAUGGCUAUGAUCCAAAGACCUGCUUAGGUUCACAGAAGAAGCUUGCACUACUCCCUCUGGGAUUGUUGACUUUUUCUGUGAGCCAAUAACCCCCAUGCCAAAUUGCAAGCUGUUUUCGAAACUCAGUUGCUCAGUUACAAAAGCUGAGGGGGGGUGAUAGGGAAGAAAGGUAUCUGAGAAAGCAACUUGUGCCCAACUCAUCCCAUAGUUCACUCUAUUAUUGUUUUCUAUAAAAAUUGAUAAGAGCUACACCAGGGAACCUAGCAUCCUGUGAUUGCACAUGCCAGUCCCUGUAACUUCCAGCCCUACUGUUGCCAAUAUGGACUGUUUGCUUAUCCCCUCCCAAGUGCCAGGCAGAAGUUGUGAGACAAAUUGAAGGAAGUUUGCUUUCCAUUUGGGGGAAGAGACAUUGCACAGACAUAUUAUGGCAGUGAGCUACGUGGAUAUGCUAACUAAAUAAACCAUUGAAGUGACUUUCUUUCUUACUGAUUAUUGUUUAUUCCAGGCUGACAUCAAGAAAUGCCACUUGUUCAUGCCAUGUGAUACUGAAGACGGACUGUGUCAUCUGACUGGUGCGUUUUAACAGGGAAAUGGUGCCCUUUGAUAAGCAUGGAAAUGAGUCAUUCUGCCAUGCCAUAACUAUGCUCCUUAAUUUUACUAUACAAGUGCAAUCAAGUGCUGAAACAUUUCCUUUGCUCCACUGUGCAGUAGCAGCAGAUAGUAGGAUUUGUCUUUUCAGAGGUUAUAUUUUGUUUCUUCCUGCUGGGGCCAUUCUGUGCAAUGGAACAGCAGCAGCCUGGCACGCCCCCACGUUUAAGACUGGGAUUACAAUCAGCAUCAGCUUUCUAAAUUGCCCCCUGGUGGCAGCCCUGCAUAGAACUGAGGUUUCUAAUAGUAGGCAACGAGUUUGGCUGGAAGACCAUUGUAAAGCCAAAGCAAAGGGGCUACAGACUAAGUCUUCCACCUUAGUUAUGCUGCAUCUGCACUGUACAUUUGAAGCACUGUUAUACCACUUUCAGGAUACUGAGAGUUGCUAGGAGGCCUCUGUUCCCCUCAUGAAGCUCUAUGAGCCGAUGCCCUCUUUCUCCUUGUCUGUUCGUUUUACAUUUUAGGCUGCACAUCAUAUACUCACUUAGCUGGGAGUCAGGCCCAUUGAAUCUAAUGGUGCUCACCUCUGAACAGGCACACAUAGGAUUGCACCAUUAAUCGCCUAUACUUCAUGGCUUCUCUUUCUUCCAUGGGCGUUUUACGUCUCUUUAUACAAUUUAGCAGUAAUAUGUCAUUCACCCAUGUAUCUAAUGUUACUCAUUUUUCUUGUUCCUUUUUCUUCUCUCCAACAGAUAGUAAUAAGAAGAGAAAGAAAGUAAUAUCUUGGCCAUUUAUGCUGAGAAGAACCACCACUGGAUCAGAGACUCUGGGGAAUCUGGAAUCUGACCUGAAACAUCCUCUGUUUGAUCAGCCAUUGUCGAUUGUCUGCAGUGAAGAUGAUAUGCUGCCCAAGCCAAUACAGGUAAGCAAAGCGUAUACAUAUUCCAGGUAAACAGUUGUGUUACAAUGACUUUGUUGGGUUCUCUGCAGCUGUUCCUAAUGAGAUGACAAGCAGCCUUUCUUUUGUUCUUGUUCUUUUGCGUACAUAGGAUAUCCUUACAAUGCUCUUCUUGGAAGGGCCUUUAACAGAAGGAAUAUUCCGGAAAGCUGCCAACGAAAAGGCCCGCAAGGAGCUGAAAGAAGAGUUAAACUUUGGAGGGAAAGUUGAUUUUGAAGAUAAACCUGUUCAUCUGUUAGCAGUGGUUUUAAAGGUAUAUUUGCUUGGUUUCUUGCUGUAACAAUUUGUUUCAUUACCCCAACUCUUGGAAAAGGCACCAAUACUUACAGUUACACUAUAGCAAAACAUGUUUCCUCCUUGUUAAAAUGAGGCUCAUUAUCUUUCAGGACUUCCUUCGAAACAUUCCCCAUAAACUGCUGCUCUCUGAGCUUUAUGAUGAGUGGAUGAUGGCACUGGAGAAGAUGACCCACCACAAAAGGACUGAAGCAAUGAAAGAGUAAGCUGAUCCUCCUUCAGAAAGUCUCUUAUUGCUGUGCCUUGCAAUGCAGUGGGAUCCUGAUCCUAAACAGCUUUUAUCUCAGCUCCUACAGCUUUUAUCUCAGCUCAUAUUUAUUCUGGUAAUGGUUUAAGGAAUCUGGUAAUGGUUUAAGGAAUCAUUUAGGUGGCUGUUAAGAUCACCUCAAUGAUUCCUCAUGAUUCUUAUUGAAAGUACACCUGAACAUGCUUAUUUGUGAAACUGGUCGAUAUCAAUGGUAAUCAUGCUUAGGAAUGCAGUCUAAGAGUGACUCUAAGUAUGUUUGCUCAGAAAUAAGUCUCUCUGAAGCUGGGCUUAUUCUCCAAUAAGUAUGGGUCAGAUUGCAUCCUAAGGCUUGUAAUCAUAUAAACUUAGUGGGAACUUACUUAAGAAUAAACCUAUAUAUGGUGAAACUACAAUUUGUGCAGUCAACAACAAGGGAAGGUUUGAGGGUUUUCUCUCCCAAACCGUGACCUUGCUUUCAAUAAUUUUUCUUCUCUAGUUCAAAAGGGUGUGAAAGUGGUCCUAUGAGUGCAAAUGUGGUAGAAAGUUAUGUAUUCCCACUGCCAAGGCAAUUGGUAUGUCAAGACAGAAAAUGUUAAUUCAGUUGCCUAGGUCAGUGGUUGUUCAACCAGUGUGCCAUGCAACCCUGGGGUGCCUUGAAUGAUGGCCAGUGGUGCAGCGGGAAACACUGGCCUCUGUCCCUCUUUCCAUCCCUCCUUCCUCUGAUGCCCUCUCACAUCUCUGCCUCCCAAGGGCUUGCACAGCUGUUUGUUGCAACAGCUCUGGCUACAAGCUCCACAGGCAAUUGGUGCUUCUGGGGCUGGCCAGGGGGUGCUUCCCAGGCCCCUGUGGGGCAGUGUGAGGAGGUGCCUCUCUUUGGGGUGGGGGGGGCAGCUCAAAGACCGGGGGUGGCAGCUGCGGUUGCCCAGACGACUCCCAAGGAGAGAGGAGAGGAAGCUGAGGGAACACUCCACAAGGGAGGGUAUUUGAAAUAGGGUGUGAGGCUGCCAGCUCUGCAGGCAAGAGGUGACAUAACUGGGCUCUUGAGCCCCACAGGAAUGCUGCAGAAAAAAAUGUAGUCGGUCAAGGGAGCCAACUCAAAAAGUUUGAAAACCUCUGGCCUAGGCAAUGGGGUUGUAUUUACUCUUUCCUACAAUUUCCUACAGUUCAGGGACGCAGGUGGCGCUGUGGGUAAAACCUCAGCACCUAGGACUUGCCGAUCGCAUGGUCGGCGGUUCGCAUCCCCGCAGCGGGGUGCGCUCCCAUCAUUCGGUCCCAGCGCCUGCCAACCUAGCAGUUCGAAAGCACCUCCGGGUGCAAGUAGAUAAAUAGGGACCGCUUACCAGCGGGAAGGUAAAUGGCGUUCCGUGUGCUGCGCUGGCUCGCCAGAUGCAGCUUGUCACGCUGGCCACGUGACCCGGAUGUGUCUGCGGACAGCGCUGGCCCCCAGCCUCUUAAGUGAGAUGGACGCACAACCCUAGAGUCUGGCAAGACUGGCCCGAACGGGCAGGGGUACCUUUACCUUUACCUUUACAAUUCAGAAUGAGGACUUUGUUUGCCUCAUGAAGUUAUCAGCCAAAUCUGAAUGGCUACAUGGCAUCAUGAAGGUAUCAUCAUGUCACAGUGAUCACAUCACCAGAUCUGAAUGAUAAUGUGAAACAUGUCAUCUCUAUGUGAUCCCUAUGAUCUCAAUGUGAUCCCUGAAUGGCAAGGAUGAAGCAGUGAAGAAGCCCUUCACCGACUGCAGCUUGAUGCAGGACGGAGGCGAAAGAGUGAAAUGUACAGUAUUUUUCAUAAAUGUUUUUGCACACUUUGAAAUAGCAACUAUCGCAGCAAAAACAAAGCUCACACUAAUUUGGAACAUCGUAAAUUGUAGUCCUAAGUGUAUUUACUUUCGAGCAAGCUCCACUGAAUUCAGUAGGAUUUACUGCUGAGUAAGCAUGAUUAGGAUCCGGUUAUAACAAGUACUGAAAGCUUACAAUCCAGUUACCAUUUUACUAAAAUAAACAGUGAGUGAGUAAUGGUAUGCCACAAACAAAUACAUUCAAAUACUGAGAACUUUUAAGCCACAUUGAAGUCAGUAGGAGUAAAAUGUGCUCAACCCUGGAUGAACUGUGACCAUAUUUUCAGUCACCUUUCAAUCCUGUAGGGAAAAUAGCCAACCCUCUGUGAUAGCUAAGAACUGACUUACAUGGAAUAAAUGUCAAUCUUUCUUUCUUUCUUUCUUUCUUUCUUUCUUUCUUUCUUUCUUUCUUUAUGUAUUUAUUUAUUUAUUUAUUUUAAAAAUGUGCAUACCAUGCUUAUUAUUGUUACAAAUAUCAAAUCAGGUGCUUUUUUAACUCCAUAGUUUUAAAUCGGAAUUACACUGUUUGGGGCCUGGUCAGGAGUUUGUGGUUAGCCAGUUUCGACCAUACAAAGCUGCAGUCUGGGGACUUUUGAAUGGGAAUUUUGAGAGACCACUUUAAGUGAGCAUUUCCACAUUUGAGCGGAAGUAUCACUCAUACUGGUGAAUCUGAUGGUUUUAAAAAAGCAGAAGUUUCUGAGGAUGACUUUUUCCUCUCAUAUGUUCAUUUCUUUAGGGUUGCAAGCAAACUCCCAAGACCCAACCUUCUUCUGCUCAAGCAUUUGCUCUGCGUGCUUCACCACAUCAGCAAAAGCUCAGAGAUCAACAAAAUGGAUUCCAGCAACCUUGCCAUCUGUGUUGGGCCAAACAUGCUGACUCCAGUUCGUGACCAAAGCCUUCCACUUGAAGCCCAGAAAAAGCUAACAGAUAAGGUUGGCUUACUUUUGCUUCCUGUUCCCGUCAUGUUCACUUUUCAUCUUUUGCUAUUUAUUUUCCAAAAUAAAGGCCAUUGCUAUGACACACAUUGAAACACAGGAAGCUGACUUAUGGCGAAUCGGACCAAUAGUCCAGCUAUUUCCCCAUUGUCUACCCUAGCUUCAUGCAGCGUAUAGUUAAACUAUGGAGCUCACUCCUCAGAGUAAUAACAAUGAUCUUAUUAUUUAUACCCUGCCACCUGAUUCCAGGCUUCUCUCAGGCAUCUCCAGCAGGCUUCAGUGGUGAUGGGCAAAGGCCCUGGGCCAAAACAGGUGGGGAAAGCAAGGCAGGUUAGCCAUGCAUUUCCUUUCCAUCCCAUCUGCAGGACUACACCAUAUAUGUCCUGCAAAUUUCCCUUCCAGAAUUCUUAAAUGUGAAGAACUAUACAAAUAACUGUUGGUUGAGACGAAUGCCUGAUUAACAAAUAUCCUUCUUUGAUUUGCACAGGUGAAGACACUGGUGGAAUUUCUGAUUGAUAACUGCUUUGAUAUAUUUGGGGAGGAAAUCUCUUCACUGUUCAACAUCUCUCCUGAUGAUUCCCUGGACAGGCCAGGUACUAAUAAUAUUCUAUAUCUGCAUCCGGCUUCUUUAACGAUUUGGCUAAUCACGAUUCAGAGAAAUGUUUUCUCUUGAAUGUGCCAGGAUUUCGUUGAAAGUGCCACACCGAUAGCUUGAUAUAAUUGUUCAUUGUUGGUUUAUUUAGACGUGUUCUAAACUGCUGAGGAAGUGGUUAGUGAUAGCCAACAAACCACAAUGCUGGAUCCUGUCCAACUGUUAAGCAGAUGUAUCUCAAAAGGAACAUAGGAAGCUGCCUUUUGCUUAGUCAGACCAGUGGUCCAUUGAGCUCGGUGACAGUGGUUCUUCAGGGUUCUGUCAGGGGUCUCUUCCAGCCCUUACCUGGGGGUUGAGUCUGGGGCCCCUUGUGCAUGCAAACCAAAUGCUCUCCCACUGAGCUCGGGUUCUUCCUCUGACAGUCUCAUAUGUGAGUCUAAUCCUAUUAACCUACCACUAAAGUGGCUCUCCUACAGGAGUAGGCAAAAAGACCUCAUUAAGCCCCGUGAAACUUCAACUAGAGGUACAGCCUUGAGUGGUGCUUUGCAGGAUCAAUGGACAUAUGAAAGAACCCUGGGUAAAUGUGGAAUGUCAAUGUCUUUGGUUCUCACUUCCUUUUUACGCAGUUUGAGAAGGAUCAAAAUGAGGUAUCUGCUUCACCCGCAGAAGAUCCCAGGCUCAGUUCCCAGUAUCUCCAGGUCGCACUGGGGAUGUUCCCUGUCUAGAACCCUGGAAAGUUGCUGCCUCUCAGUGUUGAUGACAUUGAGAUAGCUGGGCCAGCAUUCUGACUCUGUAUGAGCCAGUUUCCUGUGUCCCUAUGGCAUCUCAGGAUGGCUGUAUGUUGACCUAAUAGCAGGUAGUUGUGUUUUACCUCAGAAACGUCAAUAGAAUUUCUCUGGCAUUUAGAAUGUGAGAAACCAGGAUGAAGCACCUCUCAUUUCUGAAGAUAAAAAAAUUUACUGUAUAUGUUUAUAUAGUAUUUUUAAUCAUCGGAGAUAUUAGAGGAUGGAGGAGAGAAAAACCAUGUGUAUUUUGGUAAAAACAUGAAAAAUAAAAGUCACCAGUUCCCUAGGUUGGUAGAAUUGCACACUACAAUUUUUGGUAAAUUCAAAAAUAUUGUUCUUAAUAUUGAGGAAUGUGGGCAUUUGUCCAUGACACUUUUAGAAGUAGAAAAAUUGCAGGGGUACCCUGCCCUCCAGUUGUUGUUUGUCAGACCCAACCAACAUAGCCAAUAGUCGGGGGUGAUGAAAAUUGUAGUCCAUCACCAUCUGGAAGGUACCACUUUGGCUACCCUUAAAUUAUAGGCUUUCAUAUUGCAGAACCAGAUUUGUCUUUCUACUGUGUUUGGAAGGUUUUAGCCCGCCCGCCCCUCCAUUGCUAUUUAUAUGCAAUAUAUACAUUUUUGUUGCUGCUAAUGGUAAUUGGCUAAUUUAUAAAGACUGGACCUGCCCCAGUUUGCUCACAUUUGCUUCCUCUCCUCCAGAUACGUUGUCUGCUAGACGCCAACAUGAUUCUGCCUAUGACAGCACAGAUUUUGAGGAAGAAUGCAAUUCCAGUGAACUCCAGGCCAACGAUCUACCACAAGCCAGGGGGACAGAACACAGGUGCAGCAGUACAGAGCUGUACUCUCGAGAGCCAGUAGCCCAGACUCCACCUGUCUCUUCUCCUGUGACCCGGUUUAAAAAAUCCAUAGGCAACCUGGAUAGGAGGUUCUCUGAGCCAGACAUGCUCUCUUCUAAGGGCUGCCAGGGAAGCUGUAUGAGAAGCCAGAAGUUAGCCAGAAGUGAGGAGAGUGUCAUUCGGCAGGAGGAACUGCGGUUGAAGUGCCAAGGCCUGAGAGAGGAAAUGGCAGGAGAACGUCAUCUUGCAUGCCUCUAUAGGAACAAGAAGCCAUCCAACCUGACAAUAAAAACUAGUCUGCUGUCGGAAUUGUCAAACAAUUCAUUGCCCAGAACAUCCUCUGGCAGUUCGCUAGACAGUGCUUCUCCAGUCUCUGAUUGUUCUGUCUUCACCAGCUCACCACUGACGUCGCCUUCCAUCGCCCAGAAAAACGCCUUAACUCGGCCGCAGUCUUUUUCUACCAAGGCUUCCAGCGGAAGUGACACCACCUCCAUCAGAGAGCUCAAGAGGCAUUCCAUGUCGUUUUCUGUGGCAACCCGCAAGAAGGUGCUAGCGAAAACCCAAAGCUGCGGUAUAGGUGGCUUUCAGAGGGACAGUUUCAAGAAGGACUCCAAGAAAGAGAGACAUCUUUCCUGCCGCAUAGUCCACGCAACUUGUGCUGAUGACCACAGCCCAGCACCUUCGCGGGGUCAACCGAGGUCUCGUUUCAUGUCAGCAGAUGAAGUGUUUCGGCUUGUGGACCAGAGGAAUCCUGGGAAUCCUCCGUCUUAUGAGGAGGCUACCAGAAACUGCUCAGCUGCUAGGCUUCCCUCAUACAGUAGCUUAACGGUUCGAAAUAUGAGAUCCACUGUGCUGUCUCCAGACUUUGAGCCUCAGCGUCCGAGACUCAAUAAAGAGGUUACAAACAAAGUAUACAAGGACUUUUUUAACGACAGGCUCUCUGUGACCAGUGAUCCUAAGGACAAGGCACCAGCCGUUGACUUUGUUAUUGGAAUACAUUCCCGAGCUAAUUUGCCCCUGACCCCUCAAGUCUAUCGCCUCAGGACCAUGUCUGGGUCUUAUCAAAAGAACAAACAAGAAUACCUGACACAGCCAUGCAGCCAGCCAGCCUUUGGCCACAUACAGUGCGCUAAGGAAUCCUAUGUUUAACUUAUGUGUCCCCUUUCAACACAAUAUCUGCUGUACACAUGGUACAAAAGCAAGUCUUUCAACUGCAUCUAAUAUAAGCUCACCUAUGUCUACCUUUCCUUGAAAAGGUAGCCUUCUCAGUGUCAUAUGGAAUACACACUGUUCUUCCUGAAAUGUGUAAAUGUGUAGCUCUUGUACAUAAUGGAUAUAUCUCUUGUUAUUGGUGUCUGUGGGUUUUAAAGCUAUACAAGAGGACUGGUGGUUUUAUUCAUCUUGUUCCUUAUACAUUGUGUGAUCAUUCCUUUACCCCUUAAAUAUAGCCAGGAGUCCAGACUGCUGUAGGAAAUGCUCUAGACCAUCUGAACAAUGAGCUGCUUUGUCUGGGUUUGCAUUACUCAAGUGUCCUAGUGUCUACCACUUCCCCUUUAUAUGCUAUUUCCAACUGAAAUAAACCUCCGUCUUAUGAAAUGGUCCACAGCCAAAAAUAAAAAUUAAAAAUGCAGGAUCUGCUUUCUGUUUCUUUAGGUUAUCACUAAAAAUCCAAGCAAAUACCCUCAUCUGCAAUAUCUUUUCUGCUAGUUCAAUGGAUCUGAAGAUUUGCCUUUCUGAAUAAAUGUUCAUCCAGGUCACUAUUCUGUCUCUUAAUGUAGCCUGUCAGAUGCUUGAGCACAAUGGAGAUUAGAUCAACAGAGAUAUGCUACCUUCAUUAUUGCUGUUAGCUAAGAACCCAUUACAGCCGGGUGCUGUGCAGAAAAUUAUUUAAAAACAAAAAGGCACCAACCCCAAAGUUUCCAAUUUUUAAUGCUGUCUCCUCCCAAUUUCAUUACCCCACCUCAAAUUCUAACAAGAUCCCGCUUUUCAAAACCUAGCAGAGAAUAAUUCAGGGUAGUGUUCAACUAGGUUUUACUCACAGUAGACCAAUUAUAGUUAAUGAACCUAACUUAGUCAUGUUCAUCAAUUUUAAUGGGUGUACUCUGAAUCAAACUUAGUUGAAUUUUACAUUCAGUCUCCUUUUUCAAGAAUCCUGAACUCCCAUAGGCAACUUGCAUACAGAUUCAACUGGUGAUUAGAACUCCAGCUAUUGGCACUGCUAUUGGUUACAGCUAUUGGCAAUAGCCCCAAUCCACUCCAUGCAUGCAUAGUACAACUAGAUGGUGACAUGCAUUGUCCCAAUCAAAGGAUGCAAGAUUAAGCCAACUUACUGAGAUCUGGAUGAUCCUUCUGAUGUUGAUGUACACCUGCAUCUUCUUUGAUUCUCAGUCUAAGCCAGUUUUGAAGGUACAGUGGAUUACAGGACUUCUUUCAGGGAGGUAAAGGCUAGCAGUGGCUGCCAGCUAUACUGGCUAUCCUCUGUUUCCAUGGUCAGAGGCAGUAGGCUUCUUGAAUACCAGUUGCUAGAAAUCACAGGAGGGGAGAGUGCUCUUGCGCCCUGCUUGUGGGCUUCCCAUAGGCAUCUAGUUAGUCACUAUGAUAACAGGAUGCUAGACUACAUGGGCUAUUGGCCUGAAACAACAGGCUCUUACUACGUACUUGUGACACCGUGGAAUUGUAUAAAAUGGAGAUUUUAGACCUGUUGAGAGUGCUCUUCUGAACUUGCAAGAUUACUUUUAAAAACACAUUGUUCUUGCUAUAUCAAUAGCAGCAGUCUUUUUUAUUCAUGGCUCACAGUACCCUAGUAGAGUGAACAUAGCAAUGUGAAAGCAAUUGUUUUUAAUUCAGAAGUAGAAUAAAGAAUCAAGCACUUUUCCUGCCUAG
Podarcis lilfordi (Lilford's wall lizard) is the source of this 17327-nucleotide messenger RNA. NCBI's taxonomy places the organism in Eukaryota, Metazoa, Chordata, Lepidosauria, Squamata, Lacertidae. The record is from the annotation of a GenBank genome assembly.